UUAUUAACUCCAGAGUCUUCUCCAAUUUACUAGUUUCCUUGUGGAUGGUCUGCUCGACUUGAGAAUAUUUUUCACUUGCUUCGACAAGAUUGUGUUAUCGGUGCUGGACAAGCAAUCAUUUGGUGCAUAUGAAUUGGUCACAGUCAUUACAGAAUCAGUUUAUUUUUCUCUCAUGCUCAUUUCAUAUCAUUUUUAGCUUCUCUUUUCUACGGAUUUCUACUCCUUCGAUGAUAUCUUUUAACAUUUUAGCGUCGCUGAAAAGCCCAGUAUUAAUAUCAGCUCUUCAAUGAGAGCACUUAUUGUCCAUCUUCAUAUGCUCCAGAGCACAAUCAAGACACCAAACUCUCCCACAUCACGAUAUCGUUACAGCCCUGUGUAAAACAGGUAUUUCCAAUCAAAUAGGUCACUCUGCUAUUCUUCUCAUAAAGGCCAUAUCUUCGUUGGUCAUUGUGCCUUCAAUCAGCUCUCUGAAUUCCUUCUUGUCCUGCUCAAUGCUCUCUGGUGUCACGUUUUGGCCGAUUUCUAUAUUUCACAGGCGUUUUAUUUUGUACUGCUUGCAAUAAUGUCUACGUAGGGUAUCAUUUUUGUAUAUUCUUACGUUUCUGUCUUCAUGGUCUCUAUCCCUGUACACUUUGCAGAGAAAACAUAGAACUUUUUCGGGCUCCAUUUUUAUUUUUAAGAGAAUUGGCAGAUGAGGAUAUGU
Moneuplotes crassus is the source of this 703-nucleotide messenger RNA. The record is from the annotation of a GenBank genome assembly. NCBI's taxonomy places the organism in Eukaryota, Ciliophora, Spirotrichea, Euplotida, Euplotidae.